UGUAACCACAGAGCCUCACACAAACGCACAGCGAGAGAGAGAGGGAGAGAUGGCAGAUUUAGCAGGAAGCAGGAGUGGAGGUUGCGACAACCAGUGCGGGUGUCCAACACCUUGCCCUGGUGGCGUAGCUUGCAAGUGUCGCUCAUCGGGAGGGGGUGGUGCUGUUGAGGGGGAGACGCAGCACAUGCAAUGCUCUUGCGGGGAUCACUGCGGCUGCAACCCAUGCACUUGUCCCAAAUAUAAGGCUUCUAGCGGCGUCGGCAAGGCUCACUGCAAGUGUGGUCCCGGAUGCACCUGCGUUACCUGCGCCUCUUAAUCCUCAGAGAGAGAGAGAGAGAGAGAUUGGUGGUCAGCAUCUGGUCGCAGUACGUAGUCGAUGGCUUAGUAUGUGUUGUAGCAUGUCAGAUGUAUGUGAGUGAAAUACUAAUGGUAUAAUUACGAGAAUAAUACUAAAGGUAUAGACUUUAGACAGAGGCGUCUUCACCUUAAUUAUAUGUA
Macadamia integrifolia is the source of this 498-nucleotide messenger RNA. Its product is annotated as metallothionein-like protein 4A. NCBI's taxonomy places the organism in Eukaryota, Viridiplantae, Streptophyta, Magnoliopsida, Proteales, Proteaceae. Gene Ontology annotation, molecular function: zinc ion binding. The transcript has 2 exons. Bases 50 to 316 code for a protein of 88 amino acids. The record is from RefSeq and is a predicted model, not a curated record.